CUUCACAUCUCCUAGCUUCUCCCCUUUCACUUGAGUUUCGAUUUUUCGUUUUCACACUCUUGCGCUGUUGAAUUCUUAUGUUGUUGUUUUUUGUAUUUUGCAAGUAACCCAGGACUUGGGGUAAUAUUUGUCUUGUAUUUUGUUUGCUUUACGAACGAAGGACAUUGUCGGAUCUGAUGAGUUUUAAGCACUGCUUACUGUUUUACAUAUGCUUACUUUUUAGGUAAGACAUGGUUAAGCAUAACAAUGUUGUGCCAAAUGGGCACUUCAAGAAGCACUGGCAAAAUUAUGUCAAGACAUGGUUUAACCAACCAGCUCGAAAGACUCGCAGACGCAUUGCUCGUCAGAAGAAGGCGGUCAAAAUAUUUCCUCGACCUACUGCUGGACCUCUUCGACCCAUUGUACAUGGCCAGACUUUGAAGUAUAACAUGAAAGUGAGAGCCGGUAGGGGGUUUUCUCUUGAAGAACUCAAGGCUGCUGGUAUUCCAAAGAAACUUGCUCCGACAAUAGGAAUUGCAGUUGAUCACCGUCGCAAGAAUCACUCCCUGGAGGGACUCCAGGCUAACAUUCAGAGGCUGAAAACAUACAAGGCCAAAUUGGUUGUCUUCCCAAGACAUGCUCGCAAGUUCAAGGCUGGUGAUUCUGCUCCUGAGGAACUGGCAACUGCUACUCAAGUACAAGGACAUAUUAUGCCUAUUGCAUGUGAGAAGCCAUCCGUGGAGCUUGUGAAGGUCACUGAGGAGAUGAAGUCAUUCAAGGCUUAUGACAAGCUUCGAGUGGAGCGUACAAAUGCACGCCAUGUUGGUGCCAGGUUGAAGAGGGCUGCAGAAGCUGAGAAGGAAGAGAAGAAGUAGAAGUUAGACCCUAUCAAGGGGAUUUUUGAGUGGGAACUGGGAAUUUUGUUGUUUCAUCUUGAACUGGGUUCAAUUUACUGGUUUCCAACCUGUAGACUCGACCAUAAUUUUUUAAAAUGUUAAUCGAGUUUCAGCAAGGAUUCUUAGUUUGUGGACAUGCUUAAUUUAUUCAACGUUCUCCUUGCCCCA
Populus trichocarpa (black cottonwood) is the source of this 1043-nucleotide messenger RNA. Its product is annotated as 60S ribosomal protein L13-1. The record is from RefSeq and is a predicted model, not a curated record. NCBI's taxonomy places the organism in Eukaryota, Viridiplantae, Streptophyta, Magnoliopsida, Malpighiales, Salicaceae. Gene Ontology annotation, cellular component: ribosome; cytosolic large ribosomal subunit. The transcript is spliced from 5 exons. Bases 231 to 854 code for a protein of 207 amino acids. Gene Ontology annotation, biological process: translation. Gene Ontology annotation, molecular function: RNA binding; structural constituent of ribosome.